Messenger RNA from Toxotes jaculatrix (banded archerfish), 2407 nucleotides. It is a transcript of the gene nr1h4, whose product is annotated as nuclear receptor subfamily 1, group H, member 4. The transcript is spliced from 10 exons. Gene Ontology annotation, biological process: cell differentiation; bile acid signaling pathway; lipid metabolic process. The coding region runs from base 266 to 1747 and encodes 493 amino acids. NCBI's taxonomy places the organism in Eukaryota, Metazoa, Chordata, Actinopteri, Toxotidae. Gene Ontology annotation, molecular function: bile acid binding; zinc ion binding; nuclear receptor activity. The record is from RefSeq and is a predicted model, not a curated record.
UAAUAACCACCAUCCAUUUCUCCUCUCCCUGACCUGAACUGGUCACACAUGCUCUCACUGGAGUCCAGACACAAGCAACUUAAUGUUCAUUAGCUGGUAUUGAUGGAGCUGUAGCUCACAGUGUGGAUAUCAAAAACAAGACUGAAGGAAACUGUUAUCGGGCAGGAAUUAAUUGACCAGGAUAAGAAGUAAAGAGAGGCAUACUACUACCCUGUGGCUCAGUCCAACCUGUGUUGCCUGAGUUGGUGUCUGACAACCCUCCUGAAUGAAUGAGUGGGUGGGCCCCGACAUCAAUGUGGUGGGACCGCUGCAAAUCCCACCCAGCGAUGAAUUCUCCAUCUCAGAGAGCCCUCACUUGUUUGAUAUUCUGGCAGACCACGGCAGUCCUCUCCUGCAGGAUCCUGACAUCUUACCUUUCACCAGCUAUCCCAGCAUGCAGUACCCAUCCAUGGAGCCAACCAUGUCUUCCACACCAUACUACUCCAGUCAGAACUACUACCCUCAGUACAAUGGAGAUGAAUGGUACUCUCACACAGGGAUUUAUGAACUGAGGAAAGGACCCCUGGAGCUCAGCUAUGAUGCAGAGAUGGAGGAGACCUCUGCUGUGGUGCCUACCGUGUGCAAGAGGACCCGGCACAUGUCGCAAGCGGGCAGGGUCAAAGGGGAGGAACUGUGUGUUGUGUGUGGAGACAAGGCCUCUGGAUACCACUAUAACGCUCUCACCUGUGAGGGGUGUAAAGGUUUCUUCAGACGGAGCAUAACAAAGAACGCUGUGUACAAAUGCAAGAGUGGUGGAAACUGUGAGAUGGACAUGUAUAUGCGUAGGAAAUGCCAAGAGUGCCGGCUAAGAAAGUGCAAGGAGAUGGGCAUGCUCGCUGAAUUGAAGCCUUCAUCACUGCUGGCAGGCCUGCUGACAGAGAUCCAGUGUAAAUCUAAAAGGCUACGGAAGAACACCAAGGCCUCCCCGGGACAGUCGACUGGAGACGAGACAGAGGCAGCAGACAACACAGACAACAAACAGGUCACUUCAACCACCAAACUGUCAAAGGAAAAAGUUGAAAUCACCAAAGAGCAGCAGGCACUCAUGAAAAUCAUUGUAGAAGCUUAUAACAGGCAUCAAAUCCCUCAAGACGUGGCCAAAAAACUGCUACAAGACCAGUACAGUGCAGAGGAAAACUUCCUCCUGUUGACAGAAAUGGCAACUAGUCAAGUUCAAGUUCUGGUGGAAUUUACAAAAAAUAUUCCAGGCUUUCUGACUCUGGAUCAUGAAGAUCAGAUCGCUCUGCUGAAGGGUUCAGCUGUCGAAGCCAUGUUUCUGCGCUCAGCCCAGGUAUUCAGCAGAAAGAUGCCCAACGGACACACAGAAGUUUUAGAGGAGAGGAUACGCAAGAGUGGUAUUUCAGAAGAAUUCAUGACACCCAUGUUCAACUUUUACAAAAGCAUCGGUGAGCUCCACAUGCUACAGGAGGAGCAGGCUCUCCUCACAGCCAUAACCAUCUUGACUCCAGAUCGGCCUUAUGUGAAGGAUCAGCAGGCUGUUGAGAGGCUUCAGGAGCCCAUGCUGGACGUGCUGAGGAAGCUGUGUGCCUUACAGCAUCCACAGGAGCCGCAGUACUUUGCUCGUCUCCUGGGCCGUCUGACGGAGCUGAGAACACUCAACCACUACCACGCAGAAAUGCUCACAUCCUGGAGAAUGAAUGACCACAAAUUUACCCCACUGCUCUGUGAGAUCUGGGAUGUACAGUGACACAAUAGGAAAAGGGAAGAAAGUGGUACCUAGGGGAUGAUAACAUGAACAUUUCAACUUGCAAGACAAAGUCGUGGACCAAGUACAGGAUCUGGAAUUAAAUCCCCGCACAAGCUGUUUGCCUCUGUGUUGCCUGACCUUGAUGGCAGUAGUCAUAUAUUGACUUGGUGAGUGGUUUAGAGUAUUGUUUGCGUUUAUUCUCCACCAUCAUCAUGUCUAUUUACUGUGUGAUUUAGCCAACUCAGACUCAUAGAGGCAUUUGAAAUUUUGGCAGUGUUUUUAAGACAGAGGGGAAACUAUUCAAAGUUUAGGAUCAAGCAGACUUCUUAUUACUGUGAACAUCAUGUCAAACAUCUUGAAGGCCCAGCGUGAUCAGUCAGGCAGGUACAAACACUGGAACUUAUUCAAAGCAAGGAUGGUGCUCAUAUGAAGUGUAAGGUUUAGAUUACAUUGAGUUUGCUAAUAGCUUCAUUUAUUUUUUAUUUGUAAAACUUAGUUGUCACAGAACUUGCUACGUGUACGUGCUGUAAAUAUGCAAACGUUUUAUGUUCUGCUUCAAUAAAUAACAAGAUUAAAAGGCAAAAGGUUUUACUUAAAUGUUUAAGGUGGUUUUCAUAUAUAUUAGUCAAGACAGAGGAAACAAUGAGGAGUACACUGGAA